Molecule: messenger RNA, 1377 nt
Organism: Clavispora lusitaniae ATCC 42720
Lineage: Eukaryota; Fungi; Ascomycota; Pichiomycetes; Serinales; Metschnikowiaceae
Gene: AUR1
Product: inositol phosphorylceramide synthase
Biological process (GO): inositol phosphoceramide metabolic process; sphingolipid biosynthetic process
Cellular component (GO): inositol phosphoceramide synthase complex
Molecular function (GO): inositol phosphoceramide synthase activity
Source: RefSeq, a predicted model, not a curated record
AUGUCAACGGUCCUAAGGUUCAAGCCUUUCCGCGUUGCUUACAAGCAAUUCCACAAUUAUUUUUUGCUGGAGAAAGAAGCAGGAUGCACUUUGGCGGAUCUUGAUUUCGAUACUGAUAUCCGCAAGUCCAUCCAGAAACUACGUUCCCAUGAGUUUACGCCGGGCGAAAUAGUGCACUACACUUUCCUCACGCUGUUGAUCUUGUUUGUUUAUAUCAUUUUCCCCGCGUCUUUUUUGCUCAAAACGCCCAUCUUGGCGGCUUUCGGCUUUUGUUUCUUAUUGCCCUUGACGUCCCAGUUUUUCGUGUCAGCGUUGCCCAUUUUCACAUGGUUGGCGCUUUUCUUCUCUGCCAGCAAAAUCCCUGUGGACUGGAAGCCUGUCAUUAGCGUCAAGUUUCUUCCUGCCAUGGAAACUAUCUUGUACGGAGACAACUUGUCGAAUGUUUUGGCAGCCACCAACAACUGGGUGCUAGAUAUCUUGGCGUGGUUGCCCUACGGUAUCAUCCACUUUCUGUCGCCAUUUGUAGUUGCGCUCUUCAUUUUCCUUUUUGCUCCGCCCACUUCUUUGCGCUCGUUUGGCUUCGCCUUUGGCUACAUGAAUGUGGUUGGUGUGUUGAUCCAGCUUUGUUUCCCCUCAGCUGCUCCGUGGUACAAGAACUUGCACGGCCUAGAACCUGCAAACUAUUCCAUGAACGGGUCUCCUGGUGGCUUGGGCCGCAUUGACGAGCUUUUCGGUGUCGACAUGUACACCACUACUUUCAUGAACUCACCAUUGGUUUUCGGCGCGUUCCCCUCGCUCCAUUCGGGCUGCGCAGUCAUGGAUGUGCUCUUUUUGUGCUGGCUCUUCCCUCGUUUCACCUAUGUUUGGUGGGGCUACGCCUGUCUUUUGUGGUGGAGCACCAUGUAUUUGACGCACCAUUAUUUUAUCGACUUGAUCUUCGGUGCCGCUUUAUCUGUGCUCGUUUUCAACUAUGUCAAGUACACGCAGUUGCCAGUGGUGGACCCCACCAAGUUCUGUCGCUGGCUGUACACCACCGUGGAGCUUCUUGACAUCAACGCCAACGACCCAUUGCAGAGUUUCGUGCCAUUACACGGAGACAUGGAAGAAGGUAUGCUGCAUCCCUUUUACCACGCGCCAGCGCUCGAGAAUUUCGAAAUGUCUACUAUAAACCGUUCACGGGAAAGCGUGGCCGCGCCGUUUCCGACCAUAGCUGAGGAUGUGGCUGAGGAAACCGACAGCAGCGCGUCCAAUUCGGUUUUUGAUGCUGAGCGUUUUGACGAAGAAACGCAUCCUAGCCUGCGUACGUCCAGCACCUCGUUGAACGACUUGCUUCUUCCCCUGAGCUCGAGCAGCUCAAAGCCUAAAAGAAGCACGUAG